UUUCUCUUCAUACCCUGUUGAGUGUUCUGUUCUGUUCUGUUAAUUCUCUGUUUAGAGCUUCUGUUGCGUCAGCGCUCUCCGUGGCCGCUCGGGAUUCGGGCCCACCAGCUAGCUACUAUUAUUACAACUGCUCCCCGUACUCCGCUCCGUCUUCUACUCCCCUGAGCCUCCACGACACUGACGAAUCGCAUCACCAAAAUGAGUCGCACGGAGGCGGAUUUGGCGAUUAACAUCCGCAAAGCUACCAGUAUUGAGGAAACCGCUCCUAAACGGAAACAUGUCCGCAGUUGCAUCGUUUACACAUGGGACCACAAGUCGUCGGCGGCCUUUUGGGCUGGUAUGAAAGUACAACCUGUCCUCGCCGACGAAGUCCAGACGUUCAAGGCCCUCAUCACGAUACACAAGGUUCUGCAGGAAGGACACCCGAUUGUGGUCCGCGAAGCACAACAACAUGUGAACUGGGUGGACAGCUUGAUGCGCGGUGUUGCCGGCGAGGGAAUCCGCGGAUACGGACCCAUCAUCCGGGAAUAUGUGUUCUUCCUCGAGUCGAAACUGAACUUCCACCGGGACCACCCUGAGUUCAACGGUCUGUUCGAGUACGAGGAGUAUAUCAGUUUGAAGUCGAUCAACGAUCCGAACGAGGGUUAUGAGACGAUUAACGAUCUCAUGAACCUGCAGGAUCAGAUCGAUGCGUUCCAGAAGCUGGUUUUCUCGCAUUUCCUGUCCGGGACGAACAAUGAGUGUCGGAUUUCGGCGCUGGUGCCGCUUGUGCAAGAGAGUUAUGGUAUUUACAAGUUUAUUACUAGUAUGUUGAGGGCUAUGCAUACUACUACUGGGGAUGAUGAGGCGCUGGAGCCGCUUCGGGGUCGAUACAACUCGCAGCACUAUCGCCUUGUUCGGUUUUACUACGAGUGCUCGAACCUGCGCUACCUUACCAGUCUUAUUACCAUCCCGAAGUUGCCUCAAGACCCACCGAACCUCCUGGCCGAGGACGAUGACCGGCCAGCUCUACCCAGGAGACCGGCAAGGGAGGUGGAACGGGAGCCAACGCCGCCACCGAAGCCGCGCGCCGUCGAGCCCGAGCCCAUCAACGACUUCUGGAGCACCGAAGCCAAGCGUCAACAGGAGGAGUACGAGGCAGAGCAGGCGCGUCUUCAGCAGCAGUGGGAGGACCAACAACGACAGCAGCUCCUCAUGCAGCAACAAGCACAGCGCGAUUUUGAGGAACAACAGCGUCUACAGGCGGAGCAAGCGCGUCUGGCCCAGGAGCAGCUCAUGCAGCAGCAGUACCAGUCGCAUACACAGGGUCGCCUGGCCGAGCUUGAACGCGAGAACCUCAACGCCCGCGCACAGUUUGAGCGGGACCAGCUCAUGUUGCAGGAGUACGACCGUCGCGUGAAGGAUCUGGAAGAGCAGAUGAACCAGCUCAUAACGAACACGAACAUGCAGAACACCUCGCGCGACGAGCAGAUCAGGUCCUUGCAGGAGCAGGUCAACACAUGGCGAGCCAAGUAUGAAGCUUUGGCUAAGCUGUACUCUCAGCUCCGUCACGAGCACUUGGAUCUCCUGCAGACAACCAAGAGUCUCAAGAUCAAGGCCGCCUCGGCGCAGGAGGCGAUCGACCGCCGGGAGAAGUUGGAACGCGAGCUCAAGACGAAGAACCUGGAGUUGGCUGAUAUGAUUCGUGAGCGUGACCGUGCCUUGCACGACCGGGACCGUCUUACUGGGACGAACAAGGAGGAGUUGGAGAAGGUCAAGCGGGAGCUGCGGUUCGCUAUUGACCGGGCAGAGAAUGCUGAGCGGUCGAAGGGCACUGAGAUCUCGUCUCUGUUGUCCAAGUACAACCGUGAGAUGGCUGAUCUGGAGGAAGCCUUGCGGAACAAGUCUCGUGCUAUUGAUGAGGACUCGUCCAAGAUUGGUGAUCGUCAGCGCGAACAUGACCUUGCUCUUCAAGAGAAGGAUGAGGAGAUUGAGGUGUACAAAUCUGGAAUGGAGCAGGCUCUCAUAGAGUUGGAGGAGGCGAAGAUGAGCCAAGGUGAUACCGACACAGCGUUGGAUACGCAGAUCGACCACGUUCUGCAUGGGGCCGUCUCGAAGAUCAACGACAUCAUCGACUCUGUUCUUCAAAUGGGUGUGCAGCGUGUGGACGAUGCUCUGUACGAGUUGGACUCCUCUAUGCAGGCCGGUAACCAGAACGCGUCUCCUCCGUACGUGCUGUCGCAAAUCGAAAAGGCCUCUGCCUCUGCAACCGAGUUCUCGACGGCGUUCAACAACUUCAUCGCGGACGGUCCGAACAGCCCACACGCUGAGAUAAUUCGCACCGUCUCCGAUUUCUCGGGCUCGGUUGCCGACGUGUUGAGCAACACCAAGGGUCUGACGCGCCUGGCCAAUGACGACAAGAGCGCCGACCAGCUCACCAACGGCGCCCGCAAGUCCGCCCAAGCGACCGUGCGGUUCUUCCGCGGUCUCCAGUCCUUCCGUCUGGAGGGCCUGGACGCCCUGAAGAAGACGGACGUGGUGAUCAACAACAACCUCGAAGUCCAGCGUGACCUGCAGUCCCUAUCCAAGCUGGUCGACGCCUUCGCCCCCAAGAGCAGCAAGAUCAGCACCAGCGGCGACCUGGGCGACCUGGUCGACCAGGAACUCAACAAGGCCGCGGACGCGAUCGAAGCCGCCGCAGAGCGUCUCGCCAAGAUGAAGAAGAAGCCCCGCGAGGGCUUCUCAACCUACGAGCUACGCAUCAACGACUCGAUCCUAGAAGCCGCAAUCGCAGUCACAACCGCCAUCGCCGAGCUCAUCAAAGCCGCCACAGCAACACAGCAAGAAAUCGUCCGUGAAGGCCGCGGAAGCUCCUCCAAGACAGCCUUCUACAAGAAAAACAACCGCUGGACGGAAGGUCUCAUCUCCGCCGCCAAAGCCGUCGCAUCCUCAACAAACACCCUCAUCGAGACGGCCGACGGCGUCAUCUCAGGCCGCAACUCCCCCGAACAACUCAUUGUGGCUAGUAACGAUGUCGCCGCUAGUACAGCGCAGCUGGUCGCAGCCAGUCGUGUCAAGGCUAGCUUCAUGAGCAAGACGCAGGAUCGGCUGGAGGGCGCUAGUAAGGCUGUUGGUGUCGCAUGUCGCAAGCUGGUGAGACAGGUGCAGGAUAUCAUCUCAGAGCGGAACAGGGAUGAGACGGAGACGGUGGAUUAUUCGAAGCUUAGCUCGCAUGAGUUCAAGGUGCGGGAGAUGGAGCAGCAGGUUGAAAUCCUACAGCUGGAGAAUGGUCUGUCUCGGGCUAGACAACGUCUGGGUGAGAUGCGGAAGAUUUCGUACCAGGAGGAUUAGUUCAGGUGUAUACAGAUGUGGUGGACCUUUGCUUUUUCGUUUGCUCGUUUUGACUCGUUUGCAGGAUUUCUCCUAUCUUUCGUUUCUUUUCCGUUCCUCUUUCCCCGAUUACUUCCGUUUGUUUGGCUUGGAUAUACCAGUAGAUACAAUAUCGAUACAUAUUAUUAAAUUCGUUAUGCUGUCUGUAUGUUGGUUGGGUGAACCGUGGAGCUGUUGGGCUGUCAUGUAAUCUUCCGCUGAUCGACGACGGCGAUCCCUGUUUGCUUUUCCUUCAAACAUUUGACUUUCUUUGUCUAAUUCUCUUGAACUUCCAUUUCCGUCGAAUAAUGUGAUCCUCGGUUGUAUUGGUCAU
This is a messenger RNA of Aspergillus glaucus CBS 516.65, 3682 nucleotides long. RefSeq names its product putative cytoskeleton assembly control protein Sla2. Gene Ontology annotation, cellular component: clathrin-coated vesicle; actin cortical patch. The record is from RefSeq and is a predicted model, not a curated record. Lineage: Eukaryota; Fungi; Ascomycota; Eurotiomycetes; Eurotiales; Aspergillaceae. Gene Ontology annotation, biological process: endocytosis; actin filament organization; clathrin coat assembly. The transcript has 7 exons. Gene Ontology annotation, molecular function: actin filament binding; clathrin light chain binding; phosphatidylinositol-3,5-bisphosphate binding. Bases 199 to 3330 code for a protein of 1043 amino acids.